This is a messenger RNA of Peromyscus maniculatus bairdii (prairie deer mouse), 1770 nucleotides long. It is a transcript of the gene Clul1, whose product is annotated as clusterin like 1. Gene Ontology annotation, cellular component: nucleus. Gene Ontology annotation, molecular function: misfolded protein binding. Lineage: Eukaryota; Metazoa; Chordata; Mammalia; Rodentia; Cricetidae. The record is from RefSeq and is a predicted model, not a curated record.
UGGGGUCUGCGUCUGGCUUUUAAGGAUUCCCGAUUCAGCCUUACACUACUGCACGCAUGUAGCUGGCAGCGCACACCAAUGCCAUAAAGUGCAGGACCUUUUGCUUAACUCCUGGACUGUGCAUGUGCGGUCAUACAGCUGGAGUAAGGGCAGAAUUCUAACAGUUUAGAGGGUCUUAAACUUAACUUCGGUUGAAGCCAGGUCAUAUGUAUUAAAGGAUGGUCUUGAAAUUACCAGGUAGCCAAGAAUAACCUUAACUUCUGAUCCUCCCUCUUCCACCUUCUGAGAGCCGAGAUUAAAAGUUUGUGCCACCAUGCCUAUUUAGGUGGUACCGGGGAUUGAAUCCAGGGCAUUUCAAAUGUAAGGCAAGCACUCUAUCAGCCGAGCUAAUUUGGCAACCUCUAGUGCCAAUAUACACUUAAAAGGGGGAAACCAACUGAGGUAUAGAGAGAGACUCAGGAAAUGAAAAAUGAGACCCGUGCUUGUACAUUUUAACCAGGAGGCCCUGAAACUCAUGAAUGAAGUGCAAGAACAUUUGGAAGAAGAAGAAAAGUUAUGCCAGGCAUCUUCUGUGGAUUACUGGGAUGGAUGCAGGCCAUGUCUGGAAAGUAACUGCAUGAGAUUUUACACAGCUUGCCAACCUGGUUGGACCUCUGUGAAAAAUACGAUGGAGCAAUUUCUCAGGAAGAUGUACCAAUUUCUAUUUCCCCUCGGUGAAGAUGUGGAGGAUCCCCCUGCCGCCAAACAGCCGACGGAGGAAGACUUACAAGUGACGCAAAUGGAGGACCUCUUCAGCCAGCUAGCGGUGGAUGUGAAAUCUCUCUUCAACAUGAGCUUUUACAUUUUCAAACAGAUGCAGCAAGAAUUCGACCAGGCUUUUCAGUCAUACUUCUUGUCCAAUGUAGACUCAAUGGAGCCGUACGUUCCCCCAGCUUUACCCAAAGAGCUAGCCAAAAAAGAAGACCUUGGGCAAAGGUGGGACAUUGCCAAUGUCUUCCAGCUGUUUCAUAAUUUCAGCCUCUCUAUUUAUGGGAGAGCCCGAGAAAUAAUUACGAAGAUACUGAACGCAAUUGAGGAUUCCUGGGAACCACACAAAGAGUUGGACCAGAGAGACCUGCCUUCAGAGAUGUUACCUGAGCAAAAUGGAGGAAUGUGUGAGGAAUUGGGCCAGAAUGUUUCCGGAUGUUUCAAAUUUCAUGAAAGAUGCCAAAAAUGUCACAAAUACCUAUCUGAAGACUGCCCUGAUGUACCUGAACUACACAUAGAAUUCCUUGAGGCCCUGAAAUUAGUCAAUUUAUCUAAUCAGCAAUAUGAUCAGAUUGUUUGGAUGGCCCAGUAUCAUCUGGAAGACACCACAUAUCUGAUGGAAAAGAUGCGAGAGCAGUUUGGAUGGGUAUCUCAACUAGCAAGCCAUAACCCAAUGACAGAGGACAUCUUUAAUUUAACAAAGGCAAUUCCAAGCAUUCGUGGAGGAAAUUCUUCCAAACAGGAUGACAUGAUGGUAGACUCAAGCAUUCUGCCUUCCUCUAACUUCUCACUCCAGAGUUCUGAAGAAAGUGCUGAGAGCGUAAAUGUCAUUGACUAUGUGCUAGCAAAAGUUCUGCGGUAUUUUAAGGGACAUUUUAAAACUUGGUAAGCAGAAUGGCUGAUUAGAAAACCUUUGCUGACAGGGUAGGUGACUCAUAACAAGAAAUAACAGAAAUAUAAGAAUUAGGUAGGAGCUAUCAAAUUUACCAAUGUUAAAAAGCUGUGUAAAAUGUUCCUAGAAAG